GUCACAUUAUCGCCAUUUUUUAGUCUGGCUCGAUUUUCAAAAUACUUGAGAAAUGGAUAAUAAAGAGAGUGUUUUAGAUGCUUUAACUGAAUUUGACAGAAAACCAACAAAAGAAAUUACGCCGAUCUUGGACGAAUAUUUGAAAAGCAUUGCUAAAACCGGGAACACACUAUUCCCAUGGCUGAAACUGAAACCUUUGUUUUUGUACAAGAUGGAGGAAUCCAUGACAAAGUUUCACCAAGAUGUCCCGAUGGAGAAUGUGACACCCUGUCCCAAUGUUGAAAACGUCAAGUUCACAGAAAUUAAAGAAAGGCUCAUCAAUGCGGUCAACAAUUUUAAUGGGGCCCCGUUCACGAUUCAAAGGUUGUGUGAACUGGUGACCAAUCCUAAACAACAUUACAAAAGACCCGACAAGUUUGUACGAGGCAUAGAGAAGAAUAUCAAUGUUGUCAGCUCUGUGGAUCCAUCAGGAAAUAAAAUUGUGAAUGAAUCAAAGAUAUCACUGGUGAAUGGUUUGGAUAAUGGGCAUCCAGAUGACUCCACAUCAAAUAACAAUGGUGUACAUAGUCAACAGCUAGCCCCCUUCAAUUCACCUGGCUGGUUUAACACUGCAACUACAGCAACUUGGGGACCUGAAACUAGCUCACCUAUAGACCCUAUGAAGGGUAAGGAGCAAGAUGACAAUGAUGACAGACAUGACCACAGUAGUGAUAGUUCUACUAGCAGCAUGGAGUCAGAGAGUAGCGAGGACAGUGAAGACUCCAACAAAGACAGUGACACUGUUCUACAGUCUAACAAUACAGACUCUAAGGCACCUUCAAAUGCAACAGUCACAAAGGACUCUGAUGCUGGAGGUGAUGCGCAAACAACAGCGAAGCCAAGUAAUUCUGAAAAUGGGAGUGAAGCACGAUUGACUGAAAAACCAAAUGACAAUGGAACAGGGGGUGGUGUAGGAUUAACUGAAAAGCCAAAUGAAGUUAAAACUGGGGGAGGAGAGCGGUUAGCUGAAAAGCCAGAUGACAUUGAGCUGGAAGCUGAAGCUCGGUUGACAGACACAAUCCCCUCUGGACCUGAGACCUCGGAUCAACAUGAAGCUGAUACUAAAGAAACGGAUGUAGAUAAGCAUAAAGAAAGUGGUGAGGAAAAAGAGAUUAACUCUACUGAAGCUGGGGACAAUAAAAAUAUAGCUCCUGGGGAACCAGACCCUGUAUCAGUACAAGCAGACUCCACAGACAAUCUAGACAGUUCAACUGAAGAAACUUCUGAGGAUAGUAAAGCCAAUACUACUCAGCCAUUUGUUCCUUCAACUACAACCUCCAUUGAUAGUUCUUCAGUCACACCUUCACAAACGGACCAAUCAGAAACACCCUCACAAACAACUCACCAAUCAGAGCCAGUGUCUCAAACAGAGGUAGACAGUAGUGUUGACCAAUUAGACUCAGUGUUACUAGAUGAGAACAGCACUGGCUUUGAUCCUGUUGAUCCUGGGAAGAUUGAUAAUGUAAACAUCACAUCAGCAGCUUCAACAUUUGCACCAGAACUGGUGACAUCAUCAGACGAGACUGAGAAAAUAGAAAAAGCAGAAAUAGACCAAUCAAACACAGGAGAAAACAAUGAAAUCACAUGCUCAGAAUCCAAUUUAGAACCAUCCUCGGCUAAAAUUCCACGCAUUUCAAAUACAGAAGAAACUGAGACAGUAUCAGAUUCUACUGUCCCCACCCCUGAUACCUCAACAAACACGCCCUUAAUAGAGCCUGUCUCUGAUAGUGCUGGUGUGGGCAAUACUCUACCCACGGAACCCCAUGGGGACCCUAAAGAGGUCUCUCCCCUCCCUACAGAGCAAUCCAUGACUACUGAGCCAGAUUGUAACAUGGAGACAACCUCUUCACCUCUAGGAGAAACAGACAAACAGCCCCCCACCAUAAUGGACCAAUCAGAAUCUGCGGCUGCUGAGACAGAGCAGAACUUAGAGCCGAUGGAUGUCGAUGAGUGAUCAGUUAGUUUUAUUGUACUUAAAAUAAAUUAUGACAGUGUUUUAUUAUUGGAGUAGAGUAUGAAAUGAUGGGGCAAGAUAGCGUUUAAAAACCCAAGCUUUAACAGAUUGUGUUUAAUCACACAUGGAAAGUUGGUGUUCUUAAUGUCUGGAACAUUCAAUAAAGCUGACAUGAAGGCCUCGACUAUCUGGAUAUAUAGGAUGAUAUUAUGCCUUGAGUAUAUGAAAAAUAUGACAUUGAUGCCUUGAGUAUAUGAAAAAUAUGACAUUGGUGCAUUGAGUAUAUGAAAAAUAUGACA
This is a messenger RNA of Owenia fusiformis, 2292 nucleotides long. NCBI's taxonomy places the organism in Eukaryota, Metazoa, Annelida, Polychaeta, Sabellida, Oweniidae. The record is from the annotation of a GenBank genome assembly.